Messenger RNA from Anguilla anguilla (European eel), 1798 nucleotides. RefSeq names its product sphingosine-1-phosphate receptor 3a (gene s1pr3a). Lineage: Eukaryota; Metazoa; Chordata; Actinopteri; Anguilliformes; Anguillidae. Bases 413 to 1798 code for a protein of 461 amino acids. The record is from RefSeq and is a predicted model, not a curated record. Gene Ontology annotation, molecular function: sphingosine-1-phosphate receptor activity. The transcript is spliced from 3 exons. Gene Ontology annotation, biological process: G protein-coupled receptor signaling pathway. Gene Ontology annotation, cellular component: membrane.
GAGCGGCAUAGGCGAUUGAGGCGAAGUUUGCCCCAAUAAAUGAGGAGCGCCGGCUGUAAAAUUAAAAAAGAAAGCGACGACAGGACAUUUUACAGCACUACAACCAGACAAACAGAGGAAUGGGAAAGGAAGGCAUAUAGGCAGUGGUCCGGGAAGAGAAGAGGAGAGCUGCGCUAACCAACUGAAGUGGCAAAACACAUAUUUCGGAUACUUUUGGACAGCACCGUUCCGGGACAGGAUAUCCAAACUUUUUCAGCUCUGUCAGAACGUAGGAACACACGAUUCUCCAGAGGAACAACAGGUCCGAGACUUGGAGACUCGAUGAUGUCACCAGUGUCACCUCGAACGCUCGCCCGCGCAGCGGCGCCCUCUGCUGUCUGACAGGGGGAAAGGCGCGACGGGGGUGGGGGCCAUGGAGUCCGCGCUGGCGGACGGGAUGAACGCGGAGAUCGUGGCGCACUACAACCACACGGGGAAGUGGGGCCGGCCGCACGGCGCGGGCGACGGCGGCGGGCCGUACAAGACGGCGCUGCUGCUGCUGAUCGGCGCGCUGAUCGCGCUGGAGAACGUGUCCGUGCUGCUGGCGCUGUGGCGCAGCGGGCGCCUGCACAGCCGCAUGUACGCCCUGAUCGGCAACCUGGCGCUGUCCGACCUGCUGGCGGGCGUGGCCUACGUGGUCAACAUCUUCACCUCGGGGCGCAACACCUUCUUCCUCACGCCCGUGCAGUGGCUGGCGCGCGAGGGCAGCAUGUUCGUGGCGCUGAGCGCCUCCAUCUUCAGCCUGCUGGCCAUCGGCGUGGAGCGGCACACCACCAUGGUGCGGCUGCAGCCCUGCGAGUCCGCGAGGCGGGGCCGGCUCCCGGGGCUCCUAGUGGCCUGCUGGGCGGUGUCGCUGCUCCUCGGCGCCCUCCCCAGCCUGGGGUGGAACUGCAGGGGCCGGCUGGAGAGCUGCUCCACCGUGCUGCCGCUCUACGCCAAGAGCUACGUGGCGUUCUGCGCCUGCGUGUUCACGGUGCUGCUGGUGGCCGUGGUGGCGCUCUACACGCGCAUCUACCGCCUGGUGACGUCCAGCGGGCGGCGGGUGAGCGGGCGUCCGUCGGAGCGCUCGCUGGCGCUGCUGCGCACCGUGGCGAUCGUGCUGGGCGUGUUCGUGGUGUGCUGGGCGCCCCUCUUCCUCCUGCUGCUGCUGGACGUGGGCUGCAGCCCCCGGCGCUGCCCCGUCCUGUACCAGGUGGACUGGUUCAUCGCCCUGGCGGUGCUCAACUCCGCCCUCAACCCGCUCAUCUACACCCUGUCCAGCCGGGAGAUGAGGGCCGCCUUCUAUCGGCUGCUCUGCUGCUGCUGCAGCCGGCCCCGGCCGGACGCCCCGCCCUCCCGGAACCCCGCCGUCCCGCGCCCGGGCGUCAUCGCGCCCACGCCGGAGAACAGCAAGUCCAGCGUGGGCGGAGUCACCAUCGGCGCCACCAAAUCCGCGCUGUCCAAGAGCAGGACGGCCACCCCGUUGAGCUCCGGCCACCAGCGGCCUGACCCCGCCCCCGCUCCCGCCCCCGCCCUCUCCUCCGCGCCCCCGCUCCCCGCGGGACCCGCCAUCCUGCUCUCCGUGGUUCUGGUCAAAGCCGGGGCCUUCUGGUCAGAGCCUUCCUUCCCUGGGGAGGCUCUGACCCGCCUGCUCUCCGUGGUUCUGGUCAAAGCUGGGGCCUUCUGGUCAGAGCCUUCCUUCCCUGGGGAGGCUCUGACCCGGUCGGCUCUGCCCGCCGGCGCCACCGCCUCGUCUCUCUCCAGCCUCGCUCUGGAGUAA